Messenger RNA from Folsomia candida, 4115 nucleotides. RefSeq names its product hemocyte protein-glutamine gamma-glutamyltransferase. Gene Ontology annotation, biological process: peptide cross-linking. The coding region runs from base 556 to 2871 and encodes 771 amino acids. Lineage: Eukaryota; Metazoa; Arthropoda; Collembola; Entomobryomorpha; Isotomidae. Gene Ontology annotation, molecular function: protein-glutamine gamma-glutamyltransferase activity. The transcript has 15 exons. The record is from RefSeq and is a predicted model, not a curated record.
CAGGGUCGACUUCAUUUUCUAUUCUUUGUCCAACUUUCAAGGGAAGAAUAUGGAUUGAAUUUCAUUUUCAAAGACAAAUCUAGUCUCCCAUCGCCCAUGCUUUGUUGGAGUUGAUUUAUUACUUAUUCUUCCGAUUUAGCAAAGCAAAAGUUACGAUUUAAGAAACUUUUCCUCCCCCUUUCCAACUUACUUAUUGCUUGUUACAACUUCUCAGCCACUCACCACGGAAUAAAUAAGAGGUGGAGAAAGUGAAAUGCCGUACGUCUACAGUCACCACCAGUGUUUUUCUCUCAGCUAUCUGUGCCACUUUUAAUUUGUGACUGGAAAUCGAAUGUGACGAGAGGAACCGACCACGGGUGAAGGUUCUAUAACAAAUUUCAUGAAAUUCUUCAAAUUGUGAAAAGUUGAAGGGGAAGUUUAAAUCAAAAUCAAACUUGGUUCAAAAAAGUUUCGGGUUGAAUGCUCAGCUAACUAUUUGAAAUUGAUUUGAUUUGAAUGCUGAACGUCUAAUUUGAAAUUUGUCUGGAGUGGAGUUGAGUGCAGAGUCGAAGAAAAAUGGCCAAUGUUUACCGAGAUUACUUCAACACCCUUUUAGAGAGGCUGCGAACAACUUAUCUGGAGCGUCGAAAGGAGGAAAGACAAAAUGAGCUGAGACUGAUGUCAGAAGAGGGCGACGACAGCAGUACGUCUACAUCGACGGAUUCUGCCCUAAAAGUCACAUCGGUGACAUUUUACCCUCAAGGCAAUGGAAAACAUCAUCGAACCUCAAAAUUCCAGUUGGUGGAAAGGGGCACACCAAUCUUGCGUCGAGGUCAGACGUUUUUUAUUGCCAUAGCAUUUGGCCAAGAUCAAAAUAAGCGACAAUAUGAUUCAAAUCGGGAUGAGAUCUGGCUUCGGCUUUCCUUUGGACCUCAAUCAUCUCCGAUGAAUGGAACACAGCAAGUUAUCAAGGUUGAUAAAUUGCUUCAUACUGAUGAAAACAGGUGGGCUGCUAGAAUCAAAGGGCACGAUAAGAACGCCGUGACUAUCGAGGUACGUUCAAGCUCGGACAGUUGCGUUGGGAUUUGGAAAUGCAAAAUAGAAACGAAAACUAAGGUCACCUACUCUGGAGCAGGAGAAAGCGGAAGUGAGGGCGGAGAAAAUUCACCAAAGGCUCAAGUUUACGAUGCCCCCGAUGAUAUCUACCUUCUAUUCAACCCGUGGGAGCCAUCGGAUGUCACAUACAUGAAAGAUAAGGAGCUGCUGAACGAGUAUGUUCUCGAGGAGAUGGGCAAAAUUUGGGUAGGUCCACACACGUCGACCAGAGGAAGAAGUUGGAGUUUCGGCCAGUUUGAUGACUCGGUGCUUCCACUGAUCAUGAUUCUCCUUGAAAAAUCUGGCUUGGCAUUGCAACAAAGAGGAAACCCCAUUUUGGUCUCACGUGCUUUAUCUAAAAUGGUAAAUUCUAACGAUGACAAAGGAAUUCUCGUGGGGAGAUGGGAUGGAAAAUAUAGCGAUGGAACACCUCCUUCUGGAUGGACCGGAUCUGUCCCCAUCAUCGAGCAAUACUUCCAGACAAUGAAACCCGUGAAGUAUGGGCAGUGUUGGGUAUUUGCUGGCGUUCUAGGCACUGUUUGUAGGGCGUUGGGACUCCCUUGCAGGGUUGUUUCAAACUUGGUUUCAGCGCACGAUUCUAACGGCUCUCUGACCAUUGAUCGAUACUUUAACGAUAAAAACGAUGAAAUUAACUAUGAUCCAAACAACCCACACGGAGGGAAAGACUCCAUUUGGAAUUUUCAUGUUUGGAAUGACGUCUUCAUGUCACGUCGUGACCUACCAAAAGGAUAUGGAGGAUGGCAGGCGAUCGACUCUACCCCGCAAGAACAGUCUGAUGGAAUGUAUCGGUGCGGGCCAGCUAGCCUAGAGGCAGUGAGGAAAGGAAAAGUUGGAUAUUCUUACGACGUCCCCUUUGUCCUUGCUGAAGUGAAUGCAGAUGUCGUCCGCUGGAGAGAAGACAAAUCCAACGAUUUUGGUUUUAUUCGCAUGGAGGCCAACAAAUAUCAUGUCGGUCGGCAAAUUCUGACCAAGAAACCCAACGUGUUUGAUUCGGAAGGAGAUUCAGACAGAUGGGAUAUCAUUGAGGAAUACAAACCAAAAGAAGGGACUCGGAUGGAGCGACUCCAACUGGUGAACGCGGUGCAAGGUUCGAAUCGUCAAGGGGCCGCUUCCUUCUUUGAGCUCAACCCAAAGGACAAGGACGUGGACUUCGAUUUGAUUGAACUGGAGCAGGUCCCGGUGGGCGAACCGUUCUCUCUCGUCGUGAAAAUUACUAAUAAGUCAAAGGAAACAAGGACAGUCCAGGCGGACUUAACCGCUGAAUCCAUGUACUACACUGGAGUGAAAGGAAAGCUUGUGAAAAGAGCCGCAGGAAAGUUUGUAGUUCGACCUGAUUCAAAUGAAGAGCUGAGAAUGACAGUUCUGCCGGAUGAGUAUAUGGGAAAGUUGGUGGAGUACGGGAUAAUGAAAAUGUUUGCAAUUUGUGCCGUGGACGAAACUAAUCAAGCGUGGUCGGAAGAGGAUGACUUUCAAGUUGUCAAACCACCACUUAACAUAAAAGUGACGUCGAACUUGACUGCAGGAAAACCAGCUUAUGCGACAUUUAGUUUUAUAAAUCCUCUCAAACGAAACUUGACCAAAUGUGUUAUAAAUUAUGAAGGGCCAUUUUUGGUACGAUUUUCUGAGAUCAACCUCAAGGAUGUUGGGAUUGGAGAGGAGUUGGAAUACGUCCACCGAUUUAUUCCACGCUCCUCUGGAAGCCACCAGUUUAUUGCUACAUUCACGUCAAAAGAACUUAUCGACAUUGUGGGAUCAAUUGUGAUUGAAGUUAAUUGAGAUUAUUGAGUUGUUAUACAUAAAAAUACAUAGAUGCAUUGCACUUUACUUCCCAAAAAUAAAGUAAAACUUAUUUCACAAUCAAAUAUUUCUGUCAAUGAUUUAUAUGCUAUUUUGAAAUUUUUAAACAAAACUUGUGUCAAAAUUGCAAUGUGUCCAUACUCUGUACAGCUUGCAGCCUCUGGCGGAGGAGAAAGUUGUGCCAACUUUCUCUUUGUGUCCAACGCCCAAGCGAUGUAGCUCUCGACAACCACUUUGUCUCUCUGGAAUCAUGCUUAGCUUAGGAAUAGUGAAUUUCAUGUAAUUUUAAUGUUUGUCAGAACACAUUAGGAUAGAAUUUACUCAAUUUAUCAUUUAAAAUUGAUGCAAAAAAAAUCGUACAAAAUUUUCGUCAACAGCAAGGAACAUAAUUUAUUGAUUGCGACCUAGAACUGUUUUUAAACGACUUUACCCAGAACAAAAGACAGGUACAUUUUGCGUGUCCGGUAACAACAAUUGCAACUAGAAACCAUUCUUACUAACAAUAUUGCAUAAUGAUAUAGCAAUUAUAAGAAGUGCUAGAAUACUCUCUACAUCUAGAUAUCCAGUAUUGUGGAACUUAUAUUAACGUAAAGUAAUUAUUUGUAUAUAUAUUAACUGCGCCAUUUUCAUCUUUAAGUUUAAUGUCCGUGCAUCAUUUAUGCGCUUUAAGUAAUUGUUCAUUUUCUCCGCAUUCCCAUGUCUCUUAAAAUACGCUUCGUAACACCGUGUAGGUAUUUAUGUAAUAUAAUACUGCGCCUAAGGUAAAACUUUCACCAACUUAGAAUAACCUGAAAUACUGAUGACAACAACCUAAUUUCUGUAAAUAAUACAAUAAUGCGCCACACGCGUUCUAUUUAUGAUGCUACAUUCAUCAACAGUAAAUAAGUUUUAACUUUUUGCAUAUUCAAAGUUCUCUCUUUAAUAAGUAUUUGAAUCAUAUCUUAUUACUCAAUGGUACAUGUUUUUAUUAGGUUCAUCCUCAGCUUAUUUAAUUAAGUCUUCGUUGUGGAUUUUGGGUGUAAGAAAUUUUCUACGGUCCACCAGUAAAGCUAUUUUUGUUAGAAUUAAAUCAAAACUUUUCUUUUUAAGAGUAGAACACUUUCAGAGGUUUGUAGUCGGGUGUACUAAUAAUAGCACAUAUACGAAUAAUUCUACAUAUGUACAUAUCUGUGUCGUGUGAAUGAAAUUGUUUCAUGUACUUCUUGGAAAAAUAAUAAUGAUAA